This is a messenger RNA of Stegostoma tigrinum, 965 nucleotides long. RefSeq names its product NADH:ubiquinone oxidoreductase core subunit S3 (gene ndufs3). The transcript has 7 exons. Gene Ontology annotation, molecular function: NADH dehydrogenase (ubiquinone) activity. NCBI's taxonomy places the organism in Eukaryota, Metazoa, Chordata, Chondrichthyes, Orectolobiformes, Stegostomatidae. The record is from RefSeq and is a predicted model, not a curated record. The coding region runs from base 47 to 832 and encodes 261 amino acids.
AGGAAAGGAUUGGGGGGGGCGGACCGGUAGUUCCGGUUCCGUUGGUAUGGCGGCCAGGCUGGUGGGUCUGGCUCGGGCCGGAUGGUUGAGAACCUUCCGGAAUGUGGGUCCUGGCUGUGGUGCUGUGGCCUCUCAGAUCAGGUUUGAGGGAUCCGUUUCUGAGACGCGGCCUACUGUCCGACCAAGGAAUGAACUACAACGCAACCAGCUCUCUGCAUUUGGUGAAUAUGUUGCUGAAAUUCUUCCCAAAUACGUCCAACAAGUUCAGGUGACAUGUUUCAAUGAGUUGGAGGUUUUUAUCCAUCCAGAGGGCAUUAUACCAGUGUUGACAUUCCUUCGGGAUCACACCAAUGCCCAGUUUAAAUCUCUUGUAGAUGAAACUGCAGUCGAUGUCCCUUCUCGUCCAUUUAGGUUUGAGAUUGUAUAUAACCUGCUUUCACUGCAGUUUAACUCUCGUAUCCGUGUGAAGACUUACACUGAUGAGUUGACGCCACUGGAUUCCCUGGUACCCGUGUUCCAGGCUGCAAACUGGUAUGAGAGAGAGAUUUGGGAUAUGUUUGGUGUAUUUUUUGCUGACCAUCCGGAUCUAAGACGAAUCCUCACAGACUAUGGAUUUGAAGGCCAUCCUUUUCGCAAAGACUUCCCACUCUCUGGCUACAUAGAGGUACGAUAUGAUGAUGAGGUAAAACGUAUUGUAGCUGAGCCUAUUGAACUUGCCCAGGAAUUCCGCAAAUUUGACCUCAACAGUCCAUGGGAAACUUUCCCAGCGUACCGAGAACCAGCUGAAUUACCCAAACUUGAAGCUGGAGAGAAAAAACCUGAGACAAAAUGAAUAGGAACACCUGAAUCUUUAGGGAAAAUCCUAACUGAUGUCAAAUCUAAAGUGGGCCUGGAAUGACUUUUCUGUAUCACCUAAAUAAUUUGUGUGGAACGUAUGUAAAUAAACUACUUGUAUAACUUUAUAA